This is a messenger RNA of Corythoichthys intestinalis (scribbled pipefish), 5058 nucleotides long. RefSeq names its product disintegrin and metalloproteinase domain-containing protein 12-like. The transcript has 23 exons. Gene Ontology annotation, biological process: proteolysis. NCBI's taxonomy places the organism in Eukaryota, Metazoa, Chordata, Actinopteri, Syngnathiformes, Syngnathidae. The coding region runs from base 538 to 3087 and encodes 849 amino acids. The record is from RefSeq and is a predicted model, not a curated record. Gene Ontology annotation, molecular function: metalloendopeptidase activity.
UAUAUAUAUAUUAGGGCUGUCAAAAUUAUCGCGUUAACGGGCGUUAAUUAAUUUUUUUAAUUAAUCACGUUAAAAUAUUUGACGCAAUUAACGCACUAGGCCCGCUCAGACAGAUUUAAAUGUCAGUACAGUGAAAGGCCAACUUGUUAAUUGUGUUUUAUGGAGUUUUUCCGCCCUCUGCUGGCGCUUGGGUGUGACUUGCAUAUGUUAUGUGGCGUAAUGUCGCCCUCUGCUGGCGAUUCAGUGCAGCUGAUUAUUUGGGUUUCGGCGCGCUUUUCUGACGCGAUUAUAUGUCGACGCGAACUCACACUAAUAGACAGUGCUAUUCAGACCAGCUAACGUCCGCAUCCAGUAUUCAGUGGCAGUUCUCAUAGCCCCAUCACACUGUUUGUGUCUAAUACAUGCAUCGCUUCAGUGAGUUGGGGCAUUCAAGAAAGACCCACUGCCAGGCAGAAACAUUACGGGACUACAGUACCGCUUCAACUGGUUGGACAAGACUGGAAACCAAUACACCAGCUCCAAUCGCAGAGUCACCCGAUGUCGCUCAAGUUGUUGAUUGAGGCGGAAGGUGAACAGCUGCUUUUGACACUGCGGAAAAACGAGGCUCUGUUUGCAAGCAACUAUAAAGAAACUCAUUAUCUGCAAGAUGGCACUGCGGUUAUAAGGACACACAACUCCAUGGCUCACUGCUACUACCACGGUGAGGUGGAACAUCACCCUGACUCUGAUGUUAGCAUCAGUACAUGCAACUCUAUGCUCAAGGGUUUAAUUUCGUUGGACGGCCGCGCUUACGUGGUGGAACCUGCGGGUCGCGGGACCAACGGUACUCACUGGAUCUACGAGACGCGACACCUUCGUUUGGCUAGCGGCAACUGCGGACAUCGUUUUAACACGACGGAGGACGUCACACCGCCAUACCGAAAUCCGUUCCAAUCCUUCAGAACCAGGCACAAGCGUCACAUUCAAACGACCACCAAAUACGUGGAACUGAUCAUCGUGGCUGACAACCGGGAGUUUCAGAAGCAAGGCAAGGACGUGGAGAAAGUCAAGCAGCGUCUGGCCGAGAUUGCCAAUUACGUUGACAAGUUCUACAGAGCUUUAAAUAUCCGUGUGGCUCUAGUGGGCCUAGAAGUGUGGAGCGACGUGGACAAGUGUCCCGUCACGCAGGACCCUUUCACCACCCUUCACGAGUUUUUGGACUGGAGGAAGGUUAAGCUGCUGCCUCGGAAGCCGCAUGACAACGCACAGCUUAUCAGCGGCGUGUACUUCCAAGGUACCACCAUUGGCAUGGCGCCCAUCAUGAGCAUGUGCACAGCGGAGCAGUCUGGAGGAAUCGUCAUGGAUCAUUCAGACAACCCGCUAGGCGCCGCCGUCACGCUAGCUCACGAGCUGGGUCACAAUUUCGGAAUGAACCACGACACGCCGGAACGUGGGUGCGGCUGCCGGGUGACGGCGGAACGCGGCGGCUGCAUCAUGACUCCUUCCACCGGGUAUCCCUUCCCUACCGUGUUCAGCAGCUGUAGCAAGAAGGACUUGUUAGCUAGCUUGGAUAAGGGGGUGGGCAUGUGUCUGUUCAACAUGCCUGAAGUCAAGGUUCUCUACGGCGGGCAGAAGUGCGGCAACGGCUACGUGGAAGAAGGAGAAGAGUGUGACUGCGGGGAACCCGAGGAAUGCCUGAAUCCCUGCUGCAACGCUACCACCUGCACCCUAAAGGGCGAUGCCGUUUGCGCACACGGUCAAUGCUGCCACGACUGCCAGCUGAAGCCUGCAGGAACUCCCUGCCGUGAAUCGGGCAACUCGUGCGACCUGCCCGAGUUUUGCACGGGUGGCGGCCCUCACUGCCCGGCCAACGUCUACUUGCACGACGGACAUGCCUGCAGCGGCGUGGACGGUUAUUGCUACAACGGCGUGUGUCAGACGCACGAGCAACAGUGCGUGACACUCUGGGGGCAAGGUGCCAAGGCAGCGCCCGGCAUUUGUUUCGAGAGGGUCAACUCGGCAGGCGAUCCUUACGGGAACUGCGGCAAAGACGCCAAAGGAUCCUUCGCCAAAUGUGAAGCGAGGGACGCCCAGUGCGGCAAAAUCCAAUGCCAAGGUGGCGCCAACCGCCCCGUCAUCGGCACCAACGCCGUCUCCAUAGAAACCAACAUUCCCUUGCAGGAAGGUGGCAGGAUUCUGUGCCGCGGCACGCACGUCUACCUGGGCGAUGACAUGCCUGACCCCGGUCUGGUGCUGACGGGUACCAAGUGCAGUGACGGAAUGAUGUGCCUGAACCGCCGGUGCCAGAACGUCAGUGUUUUCGGCGUGCACGAGUGCGCCGCCAAGUGCAACGGGCGAGGGGUGUGCAACAACAAUAAAAACUGUCACUGCGAGGCUCACCGCGCACCUCCUUUCUGCGACAUGUCCGGUAUGGGGGGCAGCGUGGACAGCGGUCCUGUCCGACUGGCAGACGGCAUCCGAGUGACUGUAGGUGUCCUGGCGUUGCUGCUUAUCGCGGUGGGCUUCGCCGUGGUAGUGUACUUUAAGCGAAAAAAUCUCCGAGGGGCGCUCUUCAGUGCCAAAAAGGAUCCUACUGACAAGCUAAGGUCCGUAAGUGCCUCAACGGCCCUGGCGACCACUCCCAAGCGGCAUCAACCUGCGACCGUGACGUCCCCUUCUCGGCCCGCGCCGCCGCUACCCCACAGCGCCACCAUUUUUAAGCCGCCUGGAGGCCGGCCGCAGGCGCAGUUGCCACCGCCGUACCCGUCGCACCUGCGGCGAUUGCCCCAGUGCCAGCCGCUCUCGGUCAGCGUGUCCAUCGCCACGGCGCCGCCGCCAGCGCCGCCUCCUCAUCUUCAUGCUCAUCCUCACGUCCACAUGGCGGUGGCAAGGACAGCCGCGGCCAUCCGCGGGGCUCCAUGUCUGAACGCUUGUAGGGUGGAAACCGAGCGGCCCGGCCCCCCUCAGAAGCCUCUGCCCGCGGACCCCCGGGUCUCUCACACCGCACCAAGACCUGUGCGCCCCCACCCGGGUGCCAAAAGCAUAGCCAAGCAGCCCCCCACGCUACCCAAGCCCCGCGUCGUCGCCAACGUCAAGUACAGCAGAUGAUGAAGAUGAUAAAGCACCGGUGGAACCAUUUGCACUAGGACCGCCAUAAAACUAGCGGCCCUGAUACGCCUCCAUGGUGCUAAAAGUUCAGGUACACGCAAGUGAACUAUUUAUAGAUGAUCUCUAUUUAUUUGCGGCCACGCGGCGCACUGUGCCUCACUUUUUCACCAAUAUUCACUUUUAUUAGCCAAGAAUACAUCUCAUUUUACAACAGCGUUUUGACGCUGCGCCGGAAUUAAGGUGGGUUUUAUGUGAUGAAUGAACUCAUAAGCCAAGGAAAAUUUAUGUGAACCUGGACUCGUGACUGAACGGAGCUAAUCGGAGUCAGGAAUCGGCCAACAAAUGUGAAAAGAUAAGAGGUGUUUGUUAAUUCCCACCUUAUUCACACAUCUAUUUUUUUCCAUCAUUAUUCGGUAUCGCUGAUUAUUUUUGUCAAUUUUUAAAUUUUUACAGUUACUUUUAUUUUACAUAAUUUUUACCCCAUUUUUCACUUUAUACUAUAGUCACUUUUUUUGAAGAAUCAGCAUUUUUAAUUCAUUUUUACAAUACUGUACCUCUACUUAUGAAAUUGGUUCUAGUAGUUUUGUAAACUGAAAAUUCCAUAAGAAAAAGAUGUGCUUUCCCUGUAAAUGCAGAGCUUCAGACUGCGACCAAAUGGUCACAUUAGCGCCAGUGAGAGUAUUUUUUUCUCAUCUACUCACACAUGCGCGACCAGUAACUCUACAGAUUUUUUUUGUUUGUUUUUGUUGCUGACAAAUUCCUUCAUGGUUAAAUCCACAAGUUGGCGGUAAUGUAACAAACUGAUUGCCAAGGGAAAAUACAACAGAAAAAAAGAAGGUGGAGGUGGACGAUGUGAGAAGCGGACCAUCCUGGCUCGAUGCCGAGCAAAUUGGAGUAUAUAAAAAUGCAUAGGAGGGAAAUUAAACCACGAAAGGCGCUAAAAAAUGUAUGCCUUUCGUAUCCUGAAAUUUUCUGUAACAAGAGGCAGUAUUUUCCCUUUGAGGCGUGUCGUAACCUGAAAAUUAUGUAUGUAGAGACGUUCGUAAGUAGAGGUACUGUACUACUGUAACAAUAUUUUGCAGUUUCAUGUUUUUCCUGAUUUUUUUGUUUUUGUUUAGUCAUGUUGUUCUCCUCAAAAUAUUUUUUUUAUCUUUGAACAUUUGAAAUCCAGGUUUUUUUUUUCCGACCAUUGUUUUUUCAAACCAAUCAUAAUUUUCACUUCUUUUUUUCCCCUCUACCAUUCACAUUCUUGAUUCGAAGAGUGAAUUCUUCUUUGAAUGAAAGUAUCAGCUCUUAAAUUUUCGUGCAAUGCUAAACUAAACUUGAAGCCAGCGAAUGACUGCUCUGCUUUUGACUCCCACAUUUCACAAAAUACUCAGAAAUCAUCAUCAUCUCAUAUCUCAUGCAAGCAAACUCCAUUUUGCAUUUGUUUCAUAUUAUUGUGUUGUCCAAAACGGGACUGAACUUUUAACACGAUUUCGGUCGUGUCCAUGCACUACUUUACUGCUAUGAGUUCUACAAAAAAACAAAACAAGAAAAGAUGUGUGCACUGAAGAGCAAAGUGUGUGUGAGUGUGUUUGUUGUGUUACAAGUGAACGCGUGUUUUUUCUAUGCCAAACAUUUGAUACAUCAUAUGUGCAGUAAACACUGUCCAAAGUGUCCUCGUCUCUGUCUCGUUUCAUAUUUUUGUACAAUGUUACUUGAAUAAAUCCAAUGGGUUUUUUUUUUUAAUUUGAUCGCUGCGAAAUCGUGGAUUGGAUGGCUAGUAAUGCCAAUUGCUCUGAAACAUGAACAUUCACAGUCAAUCCUCCCAGUUGGAAUGAAUUUGACAUCUGUCAUUGUAAACGACAGGCAAUGAGUUAACAUUGAUGCCAGAAACAGAUGCUACUUUUCAUUUUUAUGCAGUUUUAUUCUGUAAUACAGUGCUGGCCAAAUGUAUCGGCACCCCUGCAAUUCUGUCAGAUAAUGCUC